Messenger RNA from Exophiala xenobiotica, 2102 nucleotides. RefSeq lists its product as uncharacterized. The record is from RefSeq and is a predicted model, not a curated record. NCBI's taxonomy places the organism in Eukaryota, Fungi, Ascomycota, Eurotiomycetes, Chaetothyriales, Herpotrichiellaceae. Gene Ontology annotation, molecular function: GTP cyclohydrolase II activity. Gene Ontology annotation, biological process: riboflavin biosynthetic process. The coding region runs from base 277 to 1842 and encodes 521 amino acids. The transcript has a single exon.
AUUCUUCUUCCUUCUCCUUCUUUAUUCUGUAUUACUCGCCUUCGCCACCGACUUGCUGAGCCCCAGCUCUCCUCGCUUGAAGCUCUUUGGUGUAGUCUGUGCUCUGUCCCCUUGUCAUACUCUGGACAGCGCAGCACGACCCCGCUGCAACCUCACAGAGAGACAACUUCAACCGUCGUACAAUCAAUCAUCUGGCCUAGGAGAGCCCCUAGAGCAUAUAUACACUAUAAACAGAGACUCGCAAGCUCGACCUUUGUUGUACUUUUGACCUACAAGAUGGCGGCUCCUAGUGAAGGCAAUUCGCAGGUCUACAGCGGCCUGCUGCAAGAGAUCUUGGGGACUCUGAAGAAGCUGCAGACUGACCAUGCUCAACUAUCGGCCAGCGUGGAGGCUAUUCAAAGCAAAGUUGGCGUUUCAGAUUCUAUUAACCAGCUACGAGGCUCCCGCAACAGACUCGGCAGCAUGGGUUCUCCCAGCCUUGAUCCUAUGGAACUGGCAAGGUCGGCCAAUGGAACUACUUCUCCUCCGUCUGAUGCAUCCCUACAGCCGAAAACGCCUGGCUCUCCGUCGGCAAAGAAACCAUCUGCCAUCUCUCGUAUCAUCCUCACCACAUACCCGGGACAGUCAGGAAUCGACCCGAUCCCUCUGGAAUGGGGCGAGGCAGACGCUGCCAAACGCGGUCCCGUUGUCGUCAGCAGACACCACAACACCAUCCGCCGACGGAACGCGAUUGGAGCCCAUGGUGGCUCAUACUCCAUCUACCACGCUCUGGCCGUUGCCAGCAACCACCUCAACAUGGAACACAAGCCGGACUUCACCAAUACUGAGCCUGCCGCACUCAUCGGGCCCUUUCCCGCCUGGGGCGAUAAGAAGAAAAUUGUCGCCAUGGACCCGUUCGGCCAUCUCGCACCUUGGCUGUACAAAGAUAUAAUGCAAAGUCAAGACAUCGACAUUCGGCCCACCAUUGCCGUGACAAAGGCGCACAUGAAAAUCCCCGAACUAGAACAGAGCGUCCAAGCCGGCCGUCUCAAGCCCGACGGCAAGAUCUGUAUCAAUGAAACGGGCGAAUUGAACGUGACCAAGUUCGCCGUCGAGCCUGUCUGGUACCUUCCCGGAGUCGCGGAGCGCUUCGGCAUCGAAGAAAGUGCCCUACGUCGCGCGCUGUUCGAACACACCGGCGGCUCCUACCCAGAGCUCGUGACAAGGAGCGACAUCAAAGUCUUCCUCCCACCGAUCGGCGGCUUGACGGUGUACUGCUUCGGCGAUCCUGCCAAGAUGUCCGAUCCAAACGUCCGACUGGCCCUACGCGUGCACGACGAAUGUAACGGCAGCGACGUGUUCGGAUCGGAUAUCUGCACGUGCCGACCGUACUUGAUCUUCGGCAUCGAAGAGGCCGUCAAGGAGGCGCAGAGAGGCGGGUCGGGCGUGGUCAUCUAUUUCCGCAAAGAAGGUCGCGCGCUCGGCGAAGUGACCAAAUAUCUCGUGUACAAUGCACGCAAGCGCGGCGCGGACCGGGCAAGCGAGUAUUUCCAGCGGACCGAGGACAUUGCAGGCGUCAAGGAUAUGAGAUUCCAAGCGCUUAUGCCUGAUAUCUUGCACUGGUUGGGAAUCACAAAGAUCGACCGCAUGUUGAGCAUGAGUAACAUGAAGCACGAUGCCAUUGUGGAUCAGGGCAUUCCGAUCCACGAGAGAGUGCCGAUUCCCGACGAGAUGAUCCCGGAGGAUUCCAGGGUCGAGAUAGAUGCGAAGAUCCAUGCGGGCUACUUUACCACGGGGAAGGUGAUGAGUGUGGAAGAGUUGAAUGCUGUGCAGGGAAGAAGUUGGGAUGAUAUUGAGCAUUGAGCGAGACCAUGUUUUGUGCAUUGGAAAGGUAGCGGAUGUGAGAUGAAUGAAUGAGUAGGCAUGCAAAUGACAUGAUGGCUGGUUGGACGGUAUAGAUUCGCGGUAGGAUUCAAGGAAGGCCUCGCAGGCCACUCCGCGUGUUUUGAUGGUUUGGAAUUCAGAUUGACUACUGUCAAAGUGCUUUGCGCGACGUAGACGACUAAUGAAUUGGAGCGAAGAGAGCAGUCCGGAAUGCGACGUACGAGUAUUCCUUCCCUUCC